Postia placenta MAD-698-R-SB12 is the source of this 885-nucleotide messenger RNA. RefSeq lists its product as hypothetical. The transcript has 4 exons. Gene Ontology annotation, cellular component: membrane. The record is from RefSeq and is a predicted model, not a curated record. Gene Ontology annotation, molecular function: transferase activity, transferring alkyl or aryl (other than methyl) groups. Bases 1 to 885 code for a protein of 294 amino acids. Lineage: Eukaryota; Fungi; Basidiomycota; Agaricomycetes; Polyporales; Adustoporiaceae.
AUGGCACCUGCACCAUCUACUGCACAAGAAAUACGCACGCGCCUCAUUGCAGAACCUUUCUGGCUCCAAGUAUGCAGCUUCGUCAUAGCGGUCUUUACUUCCCACUCUACCUUUGGCACUGUAGACUGGAGACCGGUUGUCGUGCUCUGUUCAGCCGAUUAUAUAGGAUAUGGACUUGAUCAUUACCUAGACCAGGCACCGGUAUACGCACAAGCGCGAGAGCUUGACGAUCGCGACGUCUUGUCCGUCUUCUCGCGUGCACGGAUAUACCUCAUCCUCAAUGCUGCCGCAUUGCUGAUCGGGCUGCUGUGCUGUCCUCCCUCGACGUGGGUGCUGGUCGCAUGUAUCCUCGUACCUGCGCUCUUGUGGAACACACCGCUGUUUGAUUGGCCAGCUGUGACCUCGAUAGGCGACGCCAAACGUUCGUUCGUCCUAAAACGUGUUCCGGUCAUGAAGGCGGUAUUUGUCGGUGUCAUUCGUGGCUCAGGGUUCUUUCCGGUGAUAUGGUCCGUUAUGUCUGCACCUGUCUCUAGGACCUGGGACCCCGUGAGGCUUAUGGUCUGGUCCACCAUCAACUGGACAUGCAUGUCUGUGAGUCUCAUCACACACGACAUGCGAGACUUUGAGGAGGACAAGACGGCGCGUAUACCGACGAUACCUGUUCUUCUCGGAUCCGUGUAUGGGGCCAGGAUGCUCAUCACGGCGGUCCAGCUGGCAGUACUCAUGGCAUGUUCAAACGACCUCUACAUCGUGUCCUGCUCCCUCUGGAUCAUCACCCUUGCGUGGCGCGUGGAUGAACAAAGUCCCCGGUGGCUAUUUAUAUGCAUCUCCCACGCACAUACUCCAAUAUUCCUUGUGUAUGGUCUCGUCCAGUGGCACAGAUAG